Messenger RNA from Haliotis rufescens (red abalone), 3483 nucleotides. RefSeq lists its product as uncharacterized. The record is from RefSeq and is a predicted model, not a curated record. Lineage: Eukaryota; Metazoa; Mollusca; Gastropoda; Lepetellida; Haliotidae. The transcript is spliced from 2 exons. Bases 1 to 3483 code for a protein of 1160 amino acids.
AUGGUGGCAAAAAGGUGCCAGGUAGCUUUGCAGCUGGAACAAGUGACUAACCUGAAGCCUAUUCGUCAAGGCUGUGCCAAAGACGUUGAGAACUUUGCUGACGUUCUUGACAUUGCUGUAGCUAACUUAAAGGAAGCUGACAGGAUCGAAGAGCUUGGCAAUGGUUUGUUGUAUGCAACAUUGCUAAAAAAAAUGACAGAACCCAUGAUUGCACAGUUUAACAGGUGGAUUAAGGAAAGGGAUAUGCAGGAGUCUGUCGUGACUCUUAGGGAAUGGGUUCUUCAAGAGGCAGAGUAUCAAACGAUUGCCUCGGAGACCGUCCAUGGUCUUUUGGGAAAAAAGUCUGGGCAAAGUAAAUCAGUAACUCUUGUUAGUAAUACAGCCAGUGGAUGUGUUUGUUUUGGAAACCAACAUGCGCUGUGGGCAUGCAAAGUGUUUAAGGGCCUGAGUGGUGAUGAAAGAUGGAACUUUGCAAAGCAACACAAACUGUGUUUCCGAUGUUUAGGUCAAUUUCACUUGGGCUCACAGUGCAAGUUCAUAAAGCAAUGUGGGAUUGACGGUUGUAAAAGGACUCACAACAGAUUGCUGCAUGACACCACGGUAAAUAGGUCACAACUUAGAAACAAAACAUCUAAGCCUAGCACUGAUGAAGAUUUGAUCCCUGAGGCUUCAGGAAAUGCUUCAUCAGAGUCCUAUUCUCAAUCAGUAACAAAAGAGAGGGCACACACUACAGUACCAGUCCCUGAGACUUCAUUAACAGCACUCAGAACAGUCCCAGUUGUUCUUAGAUAUGGCAAGAGAAGUAUGUGUGUAAAUGCAUUACUUGAUGAUGCAAGCAGCAGGUCAUACAUCAAUGAUGAUGUAGCUGCUGAGUUAGGCUUGCAAGGAACACAACAACAUGUAUCUGUCAGUGUACUAAAUGGGAAAACAGACACCUUUGUAACUAAGCCUGUAGAAUUCGGUGUUGAGAGUUUGGAUGGCAAAGUAAAUAUCCAGAUGUCUGCUCUCACCAUAAACAGGGUUACAGGUGAUUUGAAAGUGAUAGACUGGCAGAAACACAGAAAUAAGUGGAAUCAUCUGCGAGGCAUCAGGUUUCCAACUAUUGCCAGACAUCCAGUGGUCGAUCUUCUGAUUGGCAUAGAUUAUUUACAGUUGCACCAAUCAUACCAAGAUGUUUGUGGCAGACCGGGAGAGCCUAUAGCUCGCAGGACUCCUCUUGGGUGGACGUGUAUUGGCAAUGUAGGUCACGAUGAUGGACAGCCAUCAUAUUGUGCUUUAACAUACUACACACACAGCCCUAAUUCAGAAUUGUCAGACUUGGUGAAAUCCUUUUGGGAUGUUGAGGAGGUUAAGAAUACUUCUCAGAUUAUCAAACCAUGUGACAAGAGAGCCCUUUGCAAAGCAGAGGAAUCCUUGGUAUAUCAUCACGGUAGAUACCAGGUUGGUAUUCCAUGGAAGGAGGAGGCUCCAAGCUUAUCGAACAACUAUGAUAUGGCUUAUCGCAGGCUGGUUAGUACUGAAAAGAAACUGUCAAAAGACCCAACUGUUGCACAAGAUUAUGACAGUACACUUUCUCAGUACUUGGAAAAGGGUUACAUUAACAAGGUAACAGUUGAACAUAAAUCAACUGAUGUUUGGUAUCUUCCACAUUUUCCUGUUAUGCGUCCAGAUAAAUCCACAACGAAAGUGCGCAUUGUUUUCGAUGCUUUGGCAAAGUAUGGAAAUGCAUCAUUAAAUGAUGCAAUAGACCCAGGUCCAAAGCUCCAAACUGAACUCUUUGAUGUUUUGUUGCGAUUUCGAAAAAGUCCUGUAGCAAUCAUCUGUGACAUCGCAGAGAUGUUCCUCCAAGUAGAAAUGGAUCCCAGAGAUAGGCCCUUUCAUAGAUUUCUUUGGCGAUCAAUGUCUCCAGAUGUCCCACCAGACGUAUACGAGUUCAAUCGAUUGGUCUUUGGAAAUACAGCCUCUCCAUUUCUGGCCCAAUUUGUUAGCCAAGAGAACGCAAAGAAGCAUGAAGCAGAAUUGCCUAAAGCUGCUGAAACUGUCAUGAAGUCCACUUACAUGGACGACAGUAUGGACUCAGUUGAAACUGAUGACGAUGGCUUAGAUCUAUACUGCCAGUUAAAGCAACUUUGGUCCAAGGCUUCGAUGCAUCCCAGGAAAUGGCUUUCCAAUUCAUUAAAAGUACUUGCACACAUUCCGCAAAGUGAUCAUGCAUCCAAAAUUGAUAUCAGGGAAGGCAGCCUUCCAUCUGUCAAAGCUCUUGGGCUAAUGUGGGUACCAGAAGACGAUAUCUUCAGAUUUAAAGCAGAGCCAUUACCCACAGCUGAAACAACAAAAAGAGGUUUCCUUAGACAGGUUGCUAGAUUGUUUGAUCCUCAUGGUUUCCUAGGUCCUUUCAUCGUCACAGCAAAGAUAUUGCUGCAGAACCUGUGGUUGACUGGACAUGACUGGGAUGACAAUCUACCAGAGCACCUGCAAGACAAAAUCACUGAAUGGUUAGGUCAAUGGAAAGACAUAGAAACACUAGAAAUUCCAAGAUGUUUGCACACCAGUUCAGGUGCACAAACUACUUGCAUACAUACCUUUGUAGAUGCAUCAGAAGAUGCAUAUGGCACAUCUGUAUUUGCAGUGUAUACUUAUCAAAAUGGUGACAGGUCCAGUUGGUUGGUUGCUGCAAAGAACCGCGUAUCUCCCCUCAAAGCAUGCAGCAUUCCUAGGCUUGAGCUAAUGGCUGCUGUCCUUGGUCUGAGACUUAUCUCGGGCAUUGUGAAAGUCUUGCAAAUAGAAAUGGAUAGUGUUAUCUUCUGGUCUGACAGCAUGAAUGUUCUAUGUUGGAUCAGAAAUAACAGCCGUACUUUCAAACCAUUUGUUGCUAACAGGGAUGAAGAAGAAUGGCCUUUUGAUAAGAGUCUAUCAUUUUAUGAGACAGAUGAUCAGGAAAAGAAAAGCAGAAAGACAAUUGUUGCCUAUACUGUCAUGGCAAACGCUGAUCCCGAGUGGAGACUUGAGCCAACAAGGUUUUCAUGUUGGAAAAAGCUUACUCGCACAUGUGCCUGGGUUAAUAGAUUCCUCUACAACUGCUCGAAUCCAGCAGAUCUCAGAAUGAUUGGGGAACUUAGCCGAGAGGAGCUAAAUGAUGCAGAGAUUAAACUAGUUGCUCAGGCUCAACAAGAAGCAUUCCCUGGGGAAUAUUCAGCCUUGUCAUCUGGCAAGCCAAUGCCAAACAGCUCAAAGCUUCAAGCUUUACAUCCACAAAUUGAUGAAACUGGAGUCAUGAGACUAAGUGGACGCUUGAGAGAUGCAGAAUGCUUACCUUUUGCUGCCCGAUUUCCAAUCAUUCUACCUGGUAGGAACUGGAUAACAAAGUUGGUCAUCAAACAUGCUCACGAAGAAGGCCAUCAUGUAUCUGGAACGAAUCGAACCUUAGCUGUCCUUUCGUCAAAGUACUGGAUUGUCUCUGCAAGAGAAGCUAUUAGAGAAUAG